AUGAAGAAACUCGUAGCAUUUUCAUGUCUUUUUUCAGUUUAUAUCGUACUUGGAGCACUAAUCUUCAGGGCUUUUGAAAUUGAAAACGAGAUCAAGGAGAACACCCUCAUUAAGAGCCUACGUGAAAGGUUCAACAGAAAGUACAACAUAACUGACGACGAUUGGGGAAUCCUUGAAAGUAUGAUGAAGGAAAAACAAAGUUUGAACACAAAUACCCUGGUGUGGAGCUUUGGUAACGCAUUUAUAUUUGCAGGGAGUGUUGUGACGACAGUAGGUAGGUUUAAGUUUAAUUCUCGUACAUAUAUACUUUUAUGGUUAUGGUGACCAUGUAUUUAUGUUUCACAAUCCAUUUUGAUUUGUAUUUUCAGUGAAAUUGUUGUUUAAAUUAAUUACACUUUCGUUAAAACUGUACAGUCUGAAAAGUGUAGUGCAUAUAUAAGGUUUUGGUUGACCCUAGUAUGAAUGCAAAAACUCACAGUUGAAUGUUAAAAUAAAUCGAUUUAAAAAUUUAUGCAUUUGUAUAUGGUACGAAGCAAGAUUAUGCUAUACCAAAUCGUUUAUUGUUUAUCCUGUGAAAUAGACUUCAGUAAAAAUAAAUAGAUAUAAAUUUAAUUGCUACGAGUUUUACAAGGGAUAUUUAGUGCGUAAUAAACUUCAGUUUUCAAAUCUUUCUUAACUGAUUUCCUCAAAUGACUGUUAUAAUUUAUCUUUAACUAAGGAAAAGCACGUCGACAUUCAUUUCUACCAAUUUAAUGGUCUAUGAUAAGUAAGAUGUCUCAAUUUUUUCCUGAAGCAAUGUAACGCCGUAUGUAUUAGAAGUCAUAUCUCUUACAUUUUUGGUUUUUAUUCAUUCAGAAAAACGAGGCUUAUCUAAAGGAUCUUCACUAAAUAAAGAUCGGCAUAUCAUACCGUAAAAUUCCGAAAAUAAGCCCCAGGGGCUUAUCUAUGGAAGGAAAUUUGCGUUUCAAAAUCGGUUGGGCUAGCCUUAUAGUUGGAAGGAAAUUUAUCGUUUUUUCAUUUGUAUUUGAGUACAAUUUCCAAGUAAAAGCCCCUGGAGGCUUAUAUUUGGAGGGGUUUUUUGCUUUACGAGUUUGGGGGGACUUAUAUUUGGAGGGACUUAUACAUGGAGGGACAUAUUUUCCGAAUUUUACGGUAUUUUGUUCCAGCUACUUACUUUCAUAUCGCAUUAAGAAAUGAGAUUGCUCCUUUUAAUACUAUUUUAAUCGGUACGAAUGAUAUUCAAAAUAUUCCUCGUGAAAACUGGACUCAUAGAGGGGAUUAUCUCUUUUUACCUUCAAACAAAUCGCAAAUUAUGGAAAAAAGAAACAACAACAACAAAAAAAUAUAUCAAGAAAUUAAACUGCAUGUAGAUCGUACGGUAAAUUAAAAAGUUUUAAAUUUGAACUGUUUAAAAUUAAUUCAUUACUUAUUGUUUUCGCAGGCUAUGGCAAUAUUGUUCCCCGAACGACAAAUGGUCGUCUCUUUUGCAUAUUUUACGCUUUCUUUGGUAUACCGCUGACGUGCCUGACACUAAAGACCAUCGGGGAGAAGCUACGCGACUUAAUGACGUCAUUGAUUCAUAGUGUCAAAAGACGGUUCGGUAGCACACAAAGAGUCCGCAAUGGAAUCGUGUGCACUAUAAACAUCUUUUUGUGGAUCAUAACACUCCUUUUUCUUUCCCUUUUAGCGCAUUGGAGACGCGGAUGGACCAUAUUUGAAGGCUUUUAUUUCUGCUUUAUAACUUUCAGUACAAUCGGUUUUGGAGACUUCGUUGCUUUUGAUGACAAUGAAGCAAACACGUUUACUGAUUACAUGGUGGUAAUUGUUGGCGUUGUUUUGGGAUUUGCAGCAAUGUCAACUGUCUUGUUUUCAUGCAGCUCUAUGAUGGAAAACAAAUCAAAGGAAACUUCUCAACUUGCCCAGAAAUUUCGUGAUGUCAAGAAAAGAUUGAAGUUAAGGGGAACUGCAGUUGUCGAACCUUUGAAACGUCGUCAUCAAAAUGAAACUGGAAAAUUAGAAAUGGCAAACAGACAUGGUCAGUAA
Messenger RNA from Porites lobata, 2043 nucleotides. NCBI's taxonomy places the organism in Eukaryota, Metazoa, Cnidaria, Anthozoa, Scleractinia, Poritidae. The record is from the annotation of a GenBank genome assembly.